Molecule: messenger RNA, 1095 nt
Organism: Podarcis raffonei (Aeolian wall lizard)
Lineage: Eukaryota; Metazoa; Chordata; Lepidosauria; Squamata; Lacertidae
Gene: CIBAR1
Product: CBY1 interacting BAR domain containing 1
Exons: 9
Coding region: 93-950 (285 amino acids)
Biological process (GO): cilium assembly
Cellular component (GO): ciliary transition zone; ciliary basal body
Source: RefSeq, a predicted model, not a curated record
GGCUGGAAGCCGCGAGCGAGCGCGCGCGCCCGCGGCUCCUUCCGCUAACUGCCGCUGUUGUCGUCGCUGCGGCUUCUGCCGCUGCCGCCGCCAUGUUGAUGCUGGGCCGCGGGCUGGACGCCAGGGACAACCAGACUCGUCAAGUACGAGAAUCUGUGUCAAAAGUGGAAAAACAUUUUGGUGAAUUGUGCCAAAUAUUUGCAGCAUAUGUACGAAAAACUGCCAGACUGCGAGACAAAGCAGAUCUUCUAGUAAAUGAGAUUCAUGCUUAUGCAGCUACAGAAACACCAAGUUUAAGGAAUGGAUUGAAAAACUUUGCAAAUGAGUUUUCCAAACUUCAAGAUUAUCGCCACGCAGAGGUAGAAAGACUUGAAGCAAAAGUUGUUGAACCUCUGAAAUGUUAUGGGACCAUCAUCAAACUUAAGAGAGAGGAUCUCAAAGCAACUUUAUCAGCAAAGAAUCGAGAAGCAAAACAGCUCUCUCAGCUUGAAAAGACGCGUCAACGAAAUCCAUCAGACCGGCACAUUAUUUCACAGGCUGAAAGUGAAUUACAAAGAGCUUCAUUGGAUGCCACGCGGACAAGUCGGUACUUGGAAGAAACCAUUGACAACUUUGAAAAACAAAAAAUAAGAGAUAUAAAGAAUAUCUUUUCAGAAUUUGUAACAAUUGAAAUGCUAUUCCAUGGGAAAGCCUUAGAAAUUUACACUGCUGCCUACCAAACUAUACAAAAUAUUGAUGAGAAUGAAGACCUAGAGAUGUUUCGGAGUUCACUUUAUCAAACAGAACAUCAGUCUCGUUUGGAUAUUGUCCGUGCAAAUUCAGAGUCUCCCCUCCAGAGGACUGCUUCAUCCAAAUCUUGUCCUGGAAUAGUUCAGCAGAUUUCCAGAAAUCCAUUGAAAAAGGAGGAGGAAGAUGAAGAGUAUGACAAUGAGGAUGAAUAUGAAGAUUAGCAUUAAAACCACCAAGGAAGAAAGCACCUUUGAGACUAGAAAGCGUUUCCCCUGCAAAUUGUUAUUUUUCAUUGUGUUGCUGCUCGGUGAUGGACACAAUUAAGACUAUUCAUUUAAACUACAGUAAAGAAAGAACUGAUCACUG